Molecule: messenger RNA, 558 nt
Organism: Fraxinus pennsylvanica
Lineage: Eukaryota; Viridiplantae; Streptophyta; Magnoliopsida; Lamiales; Oleaceae
Source: the annotation of a GenBank genome assembly
AUGGAGUUGAGUAGCAUUCUCCCGUUCCUUAAAAACAGGACCAUUUUAAUCACUGGUGCCACUGGCUUUCUAGCAAAGAUUUACAUUGAGAAGAUUCUUAGGGUUCAGCCAAAUGUGAAGAAGCUCUAUCUUCUUUUAAGGGCUGGAGACACUAAAUCAGCAUUAAAUCGCUUUAACAAUGAGAUUCCGGCAGACAUGGUGGUGAAUGCUAUGAUAGCAGCAAUGGUGGUUCAUGCAGAUGAACCUGGUACUCACAUUAUUUACCAUGUUGGAUCUUCUAUGGCUAACCCUGUCUCUUAUAGCUCUCUCCAAGAAUUUGGAUUCCAUUACUUCACCAAGAAUCCAUGGACUAGUAAGGAUGGAAAGCCAGUCAUUGUUGUCAAGGCUACACAAGAGAUUGGUUUCCCCAUGACAAAAACUUCGAGGAAUGACGACGGUGACAAGGGUCUUCAGGUCGUGAUCGGUGACAAGUCAGUAACUUUUCUGACAUGGCACGUGCAAGAUGAACCAGACAAUGAAUCUUCUAGUAAUUUGGUUACGCAUUCAUUCUCUGACUAG